Messenger RNA from Balaenoptera ricei (Rice's whale), 2925 nucleotides. RefSeq names its product LARGE xylosyl- and glucuronyltransferase 2 (gene LARGE2). Bases 361 to 2733 code for a protein of 790 amino acids. NCBI's taxonomy places the organism in Eukaryota, Metazoa, Chordata, Mammalia, Artiodactyla, Balaenopteridae. The transcript is spliced from 15 exons. Gene Ontology annotation, biological process: protein O-linked glycosylation via mannose. Gene Ontology annotation, molecular function: glucuronosyltransferase activity; xylosyltransferase activity. The record is from RefSeq and is a predicted model, not a curated record.
CCCAAGCCCUCCAGCCAUCUUGAGGGUUCCCGGGUUUCCUCCCCCGCAGUAGGGGUCCUCCUAAGCCCGGGCAGGGGCGGGGCAGGGCGGGGCGGGGCCUCCCUCUCCCCCCCACCCCGGGGAGGGGUCUCCCCGCCCCUUCGGAUUCAGCCAAGCGGAGAUGAAACCUGAACCCAGGUUGGGGGCGGGGCUGGCUCCCACUCCGACCGGGCUGGCCUGCUCCUUCAUCUCCCCUUUCCCUGCACCCCAGCCGUCUUCUGAGAGAGUAAGGUCGGGAUCCCCAAGCCGCUGGAGCAGGGCCCGCGAUGGAGCCCACAGCCCGGGGUCGCGCCCCGCCGUGAGCACCUGCUGCCCACAGCCAUGCUGCCCCGAGGGCGCCCCCGGGCGCUGGGGGCCGCAGCGCUGCUGCUGCUGCUGCUUCUGAUCGGUUUCCUCCUGUUCCGUGGGGACCUGGACUACGAGCGGCCGCGGCCGCGGGGGACUGCUGCUUUCGACGGAGACCCGCCGGCAGACCCCGGGGGCCGCAACGGCUCGGAUUGCACCCCGCCGCGGCCGCGGCCGCCCAAGUGCGAGCUCUUGCAGGUGGCUAUCGUGUGUGCGGGUCAUAACUCCAGCAGAGACGUCAUCACCCUGGUGAAGUCCAUGCUUUUCUACAGGAAAAAUCCACUGCACCUCCACUUGGUGACUGACGCCGUGGCCAGGAACAUCCUGGAGACGCUCUUUCACACAUGGAUGGUGCCUGCUGUCCGGAUCAGCUUCUACAACGCUGAUGAGCUCAAGCCCCAGGUCUCCUGGAUACCCAACAAGCACUACUCUGGCCUCUAUGGGCUAAUGAAGCUAGUGCUGCCCAGCGCCCUGCCCCCUGACCUGGCCCGUGUCAUUGUCCUGGACACAGAUGUCACCUUUGCCUCCAACAUUGCAGAGCUCUGGGCACUCUUUGCUCACUUUUCUGACAAACAAGUGAUUGGUCUCGUGGAGAACCAGAGCGACUGGUACCUCGGCAACCUCUGGAGGAAUCACAGGCCCUGGCCUGCCUUGGGCCGGGGAUUUAACACAGGCGUGAUCCUGCUGCGGCUGGACCGGCUCCGGCAGGCUGGCUGGGAGCAGAUGUGGAAGCUGACAGCCACGCGGGAGCUUCUCACCCUGCCUGCCACCUCACUGGCUGACCAGGACAUCUUCAAUGCCAUAAUCAAGGAGCACCCGUGGCUGGUGCGGCCCCUGCCCUGCGUCUGGAACGUGCAACUGUCAGACCACACGCUGGCUGAGCGCUGCUACUCAGAGGCGUCUGACCUCAAGGUGAUCCACUGGAACUCACCAAAGAAGCUUCGCGUGAAGAACAAGCAUGUGGAAUCCUUCCGCAACCUCUACCUGACCUUCCUGGAGUACGAUGGGAACCUGCUGCGGAGAGAGCUCUUUGGGUGCCCCCGCCCGCCCCCUCCUGGGGCCGAGCAGUUGCAGCGGGCCCUGGCGCAACUGGACGAGGGGGACGCAUGCUUUGAGUUCCGGCGGCAGCAGCUCACUGUGCACCGUGUGCACAUCACCUUCCUGCCCCACAAGCCACCGCCCCCCCAGCCCCACGAUGUCACCCUGGUGGCCCAGCUCUCCAUGGACCGGCUGCAGAUGCUGGAAGCCCUGUGCAGGCACUGGCCGGGCCCCAUGAGCCUGGCCUUGUACCUGACAGACGCAGAGGCCCAGCAGUUUCUGCGUUUCGUGGAGACCUCGGUGGUGCUCUCCGCCCGGCAGGAUGUGGCCUACCACGUGGUGUACCGUGAAGGUCCCCUCUACCCCAUCAACCAGCUUCGCAACGUGGCCUUGGCCCAGGCCCUCACGCCUUACGUCUUCCUCAGUGACAUUGACUUCCUGCCUGCCUACUCCCUCUACGACUACCUCAGGGCCUCCAUCAAGCAGCUGGAGCUGGGCAGCGGGCGGAAGGCAGCUCUGGUGGUGCCCGCAUUUGAGACGCUGCACUACCGCUUCAGCUUCCCCAGUUCCAAGGCCGAACUGCUGGCCUUGCUGGACGCUGGGUCUCUCCACACCUUCAGGUACCAUGAGUGGCCCCGGGGUCACGCGCCCACAGACUAUGCCCGCUGGCGAGAGGCUCAGGCCCCAUACCACGUGCAGUGGGCAGCCGACUACGAGCCCUAUGUGGUGGUGCCACGUGACUGCCCCCGCUACGACCCCCGCUUUGUGGGCUUCGGCUGGAACAAGGUGGCCCACGUCGUGGAGCUGGAUGCACAGAGCUGCCAUCUCCCCCCAGCCCAGGCAACGACUGUCCGCGUGCCCCACUCCCCCAGGAAUACGAGCUGCUGGUGCUGCCCGAGGCCUUCAUCAUCCACCUGCCGCACGCCCCAAGCCUGGACAUCUCCCGCUUCCGCUCCAGCCCCACCUAUCGUGACUGCCUCCAGGCCCUCAAGGACGAGUUCCACCAGGAUCUGUCCCGCCACUAUGGGGCUGCUGCCCUCAAAUACCUCACUGCCCUGCAGCAGCCCCGAGGCCCCACCUGACCUCACACCUGCCCCCGGCACACUCCCUGCUGACACUGGAGCAACCUUGCUGCCGCCCCACCCUCCCUGCUAUUUAAAUUAUUUAUGGUCUCGGUGGGAAGGGCUGGGACGGGGCCUCCCUUCGCUGCUAUCCUAUGGCUGGGGUCUAGUGCUCCUCUGCCCCAGCUGGUUUGGGGCUGGUUCCUGCAUCCUCACCUGUGACAUCCCUUUUUCACAAGUAAAGUUUUAACAGUUCCUUUUCAUGUUCCUCUUGGUUUGGGGCAUGAGGAAGUGAGCCUGGGGAGGUGCUGAAUCUGGCACGGAGGCCGGGACUGGAGUGUGUCCUGUCUACCCUCCCCUGCCCCAAACCCAACACCAUGAGUCUCAGAGACUUUAUUUGGCUUUAUUUAGUAAAAUGUUAAAAUAAAUAAAUACAAAUUGA